Messenger RNA from Cutaneotrichosporon cavernicola, 1668 nucleotides. RefSeq lists its product as uncharacterized. Gene Ontology annotation, biological process: transmembrane transport. Gene Ontology annotation, cellular component: membrane. Gene Ontology annotation, molecular function: transmembrane transporter activity. NCBI's taxonomy places the organism in Eukaryota, Fungi, Basidiomycota, Tremellomycetes, Trichosporonales, Trichosporonaceae. The record is from RefSeq and is a predicted model, not a curated record. The transcript has 5 exons. Bases 1 to 1668 code for a protein of 555 amino acids.
AUGUCCGACUCCAAGGCAUCCGUCAAAGAUGACAUCGCAGUCGCGGUGCGCCCACGGCAGAGUAUCAGCGUCGAGCACGGCGGCACGAUGACGCGCGACGACGCGCGCCUCGAGGACCUCGGCUACAAGCCGGAAUUGAAGCGUAACUUUUCCAAGUUUGAGACGUUUGGCGUCGCGUUUAGCAUUAUGGGUAUCGUGCCCUCGAUCGCGAGUACCAUCUUCUACAACCUGCCGUACGGUGGUCCGGUCGGCAUGAUCUGGGGCUGGGCGUUGGCGGCAUCCUUCAUUGCGACGGUCGGACUUGCGAUGGGCGACCUCGCGUCGUCCAUGCCGACCUCGGGCGGUCUCUAUUACUGGACGCACAGGCUGUCGCCGCCCAAGUACCGCAACUUCCUCUCAUGGAUGGUCGGGUACAACUCGUUCCUUGGCAACGUCGCUGCCAUCUCGUCCCUCGCCUGGGGUUGCCAGGGCAUCUUCUUCGCUGCGGCCUCGAUGGCUGACGAGAGCUUUGUUCCAUCCGUCGGCGCCCAGUUCGGUCUCUACUGCGGUAUCCUGAUCUUCUGCGCCCUGUUCUGUGCAUACGGCACAACUCUGUUUGCGCGCCUCCAGACGCCCGCAACGAUCCUCAACGUCUCGCUUGCGCUUGCGACCAUUAUCGGUCUCCCCAUUGCCCGUAGGGGUAACCUCAACACGGCUUCCUUCACUUUCGGCGGCUGGGUCAACCUUUCGGGCUGGAGCAACGGCAUGACCUUCCUCCUCUCGAUGAUGGCGCCCGUGUGGACGAUUGGAUCGUUCGACUGCGCCGUCUCGAUCUCGGAGGAGGCUAGCAAUGCCGCCAUUGCCGUUCCUGCCGCCAUCAUCGGUUCGAUCGGAUCCGCAGGCGUCAUCGGCACCCUCUACCUCAUCAUCAUCUCCCUCUGCAUGGGCACAGACGUCGAAGGCAUCAAUAACAGUGUUAUUGGCCAGCCUCUUGCUGUCGUCUACCAGAUGGGCUUCGGAACCAAGGGUGCCAUUGUCAUUUGGUCCUUUAUUGCUAUUUCCCAGGUCUCCAUGACCUCGUCACUCAUUCUCCCGUCGUCGCGCCAGGCCUUUGCUUUCGCCCGCGACCGCGCUCUUCCCUUCUCCACCUACUGGCACCACAUCGACUCGUUCUCCGGCACCCCGGUCCGCACCGUGUGGCUGGUGACGUUCUGCGCGAUGCCCCUGGGCCUUCUGGCCUUUGCCGACCCCGUUGACCUGGCGGCCAUCAACGCCAUCUUCUGCCUCAACAUUAUGGGCCUGUACGUCGCCUACGGUAUUCCCAUCGGCGCCCGCGUCCUCUGGGGCAAGUCCCUCCUUCGCCCUGGUCCAUGGUACCUCGGCAAGCUGUCGUACCCGAUCGCCUGCAUCGCGACGGCAUGGAUGGCCUUUGCCAUUGUCAUCUUCUGCUUCCCUGGUAACCCGAACCCCGAUGGCGCGACUAUGAACUACGCCGUCGUCGUGUCUGCUGCGGUCUGGAUCUUCGCUGGCGGAUACUACUUCAUGCCCAAGAUUGGCGGGAAAACAUUCUUCAUUGGCCCCCGUACCGAGGACCUCUCCGAGGAGGUGCACCAGUACUACGAGGAGACGUUUGGAGACGACCCCAACAAGAACCGGACCGAGAUCAAGGCUGUGCCUGUCCAGUCUUAG